AUGGUUGCAGCCGCAGAGCAAAGCACUUCCAGCAUUGAUGCAGUGAAAUUUUCAAAAGGAGUACCUUGCAAUCGUACAAAAAUUGGUGAUGUUUGUGAUGGUGUUAGCAAUGAGAUUGAAGCCGAAAUUCCUAAGGGUCAGGGAUCUGAUGUUGCAGAGGUAUCGGUAUCGCGUCCGAGAGAACUGCCAAUCUAUAAUAACGAAUGGCAAAAAGAUUCAUUCAACGAGAGUGAUGAUAUAUUUGAAACGAGUCAGCAUUCACAAUUUACAUCUCAGCAAAUUUCAUCCAAACAGCCCUACGAAGCAAAGCACAUCAAGCGUACACGACAACAGUGUUACACGUCGAGCAUGCAGUGCUUCAGUCCCCUCUCACUGAGCGCCCAACUCUCAACAAAUCUGUAG
This is a messenger RNA of Anisakis simplex (herring worm), 402 nucleotides long. NCBI's taxonomy places the organism in Eukaryota, Metazoa, Nematoda, Chromadorea, Rhabditida, Anisakidae. The record is from the annotation of a GenBank genome assembly.